This is a messenger RNA of Kazachstania africana CBS 2517, 1368 nucleotides long. RefSeq names its product Psp2p (gene PSP2). The coding region runs from base 1 to 1368 and encodes 455 amino acids. The transcript has a single exon. Lineage: Eukaryota; Fungi; Ascomycota; Saccharomycetes; Saccharomycetales; Saccharomycetaceae. The record is from RefSeq and is a predicted model, not a curated record.
AUGUCUUUAGAAGAGUUUCUUGGCGACGAUUCAUUGGGCGAUUCAGUCUGGAAUGAAGACGACAUUAACUUAGAUGCCAUCAACAAUACAACAAGUAUUGAAGUUCUUAAGAAUACAACAAGUAGAGACAAUUUAUCUCCAUCCGCUUCUCAUUACACAUUGCAUGGUGACUCAAGGUCACCAAGAACUACUAGUCUCCAUGCAAAUGAAAAUAAAUUUUCAUCACCAUUAUUCCAAAAGCCACCCUACAUUGUCAAAUUUUCUAAUUUACCACCAAAAUUUGCUGAUACCGAUAUUGAAGAAUUAUUUCAAGCCAAAUACACUAAAUUCAUUAAGUUCAAAUUAUUUUGGGAAAUUAAUAUAAAUCCAACUAUUGAAACAAUUAAAUCAGGCUCAAUAUUUGAUCAGAAUUUUAUAAAGGAUUCAAAAGUUGCAUUUGUCGAAUUGUACACAUCUCGUGACCUUAAUAAGGUUUUAACAUAUUGGAGUAAGCCGCUUAAGGAAAUUUAUCAAAUUGAUGUAGAACCUGCUGAAUUCAGUAAUUUCAAGGAAUAUAUUUCAAGAAAUGAAACCGUUCCAUUACAGGCAAACAUGAAUCCUUCAAAGCCAUAUUUCACCCCAAAACCAAAACCUAAUCCAUUUGGUGCGGCUAAACCUGUUGAUACACAAUCCAAAAUAAUAGAUAUUGAGGGUAAAAUGGAGAAACUGCAUGUAGAGGAUACUAAGACUCUAAGAAAGUAUUCCAAGGGCGAAGCCUUGCCAAUAGAACAGAAACCAAAAAUUACCUUAUUAAAGAAAGCACCGAUGAGCUACUCUCAAGUUUUGCAAAAAUCAGUAGAGGAGGCUAAGAAAUCGUCCUCAAAUUCAUUAAAUACUACUCCUACUCCGCCUAUACAUAGUCCAUCUGAAGUUAAACAAGAAGAAAAAUCUGAAGUUAAUUCUGAGAUUCAGGAAGAAAAGGAGGACGACAAACUGGGGGAACAAGAAGAACAAAAUCUAGAGGAUGCAGAAGGUGCCGCUCAAGCGUUUACAUUCAAAAAUGCCAAGAGAGAAAAUUCUUCACAACCUCCAUACCAUAAAUCAUACAGAGGAAGAGGCGGUUCUCGUGGUAGUUCGCGUCGUGGUACCAACAGAGGAAAUUUUAGAGGCGGAAGGAAGUUCAGCAAUUACAAUAAUGGUGCUAAUCAACAGAAUAGCAAUAGCGGCAAUCAAGGCAGCAAAAAUGACCAGGAAACCUACUCCCUUUUUAAACCAGCCAGCGAUUUCUUAAAUGACAAGGCGGACAGUAACACCAAACAAAAUAAUAAUAUUCAUCGUGGUAAUUCUUCAUCAAGAGGCGGAUAUCGUGGUGGUUAUAGAAGAUAUUAA